Molecule: messenger RNA, 6809 nt
Organism: Anolis carolinensis (green anole)
Lineage: Eukaryota; Metazoa; Chordata; Lepidosauria; Squamata; Anolidae
Gene: rasa2
Product: RAS p21 protein activator 2
Exons: 24
Coding region: 183-2663 (826 amino acids)
Biological process (GO): negative regulation of Ras protein signal transduction; regulation of GTPase activity; intracellular signal transduction
Molecular function (GO): phospholipid binding; GTPase activator activity
Source: RefSeq, a predicted model, not a curated record
CCUUUUCCUGUGGUCGGCGGGGUCUUUCUCUGUCUUUGGGCGAAAGAGGAGGAGAAGCAGAAGGAGCGGCGCGUGAGGCGGCGGCGGCGCGUGAGGGGGAGAGACCUAGGGCGAGCCGUUUGGCCGUGGACAUCCGGUUUGCCCCCCACAUCCGGUUGUGCCUGCGCGCCUCAAGGAGAGCCAUGGCCGCCGGCGAAGGGGCCGAGGAAGAGGUGCGGGUGCUGCAGACGCUCCGCGGGAAGAUCUGUCAAGCCAAAAACUUAGUGCCAUACUCAGGACCAAACAAAAUGAGAGAUUGCUUUUGUACAAUUAAUUUGGAUCAAGAAGAGGUUUAUCGCACUCAGAUAGUGGAGAAAUCAUUAAGCCCUUUCUUUGGAGAAGAAUUUUACUUUGAAAUACCAAGAAUAUUCCAGUGCUUAUCAUUUUACCUUUAUGACAAAAAUGUUCUCCAGAGAGAUCUGCGUAUUGGUAAAGUGGCUAUCAAAAAAGAAGACUUAAGCUUAUACUCCGGCAAAGAGAACUGGUUUAUGCUUCAGCCUGUUGAUUCUAAUUCAGAAGUUCAGGGGAAAGUUCAUCUUGAAUUAAAACUGAAUGAACUAAUUACAGAUAAUGGAUCAGUAUGCCAGCAGCUAGUAGUACAAUUGAAGGAAUGUCAUGGUCUACCUCUUAUCAAUGGACAAAAUUGUGACCCAUAUGCUACCGUAUCUGUUGUGGGUCCCUCAAGGAAUGAUCAAAAGAAGACAAAAGUAAAGAAGAAAACAAGCAAUCCACAAUUUAAUGAAACAUUUUAUUUUGAGGUAACCAGGUCCAGUAGUUACACCAAAAAGUCACAGUUUCAGGUGGAAGAAGAAGAUAUUGAAAAGCUGGAAGUUAGAGUUGACUUAUGGAACAAUGGUAAUUUGGUGCAGGAUCUCUUCUUAGGAGAAAUUAGGAUUCCUGUCAAGGUAUUAGGAAGUGAUUCCUUCCAAGCAUGGUACCUUCUUCAGCCAAGGGAGAAUGGGAAUAAAUCUACUAAAAUUGAUGAUCAUGGAUCACUUAGACUAAAUAUAUGUUAUGCUGAAGAUCAUGUCCUUCCAUCAGAGUACUAUGUUUCUCUCAGAGACUUGCUGCUAAAGUCAUCAGAUGUGGAGCCCAUUUCUGCCUCUACUGCAUACAUUUUGGCUGAAGUGUGUCGUGAUAAAUUUGAUGCCAUUUUGCCUCUUGUGAGAGUGUUACUACAUCAUCAUACACUAGUACAGUUUGUCACUGCAGUGGCAGAAUUAGAAUUGAAGGAUACCCAAGAGGCAAAUACAAUCUUCCGAGGAAACUCCUUAACUACUCGAUGCCUCGAUGAGAUGAUGAAAAUAGUUGGAAAGCACUACUUGAAAGUUACUUUAAAACCAAUUCUAGAUGAGAUAUGUGAAAAUCCUAAACCUUGUGAAAUUGAUCCCCUGAAACUGAGAGAAGGAGAUAAUGUAGAAGUACACAAGGAAAACCUGCGCUGCUAUGUUGACAAAGUAUUCAAGACUGUUGUACAAUCAAGUAUAAGUUGCCCUACAUUGAUGUGUGAUGUGUUUUGUUCCCUAAGGCGCUUGGCUGCUGAAAGAUUCCCUAAUGACCCUCAUGUACAGUAUUCUGCAGUGAGCAGCUUUGUGUUUCUUCGUUUCUUUGCUGUAGCUGUAGUAUCGCCUCAUACUUUCCAUUUACGACCCCACCAUCCAGAUGCACAAACAUCAAGAACAUUAACACUUAUAUCAAAAGCCAUCCAGACACUGGGGAGCUGGGGAAGUUUGUCCAAAAGCAAGCUAUCAAGCUUCAAAGAGACAUUUAUGUGUGAAUUUUUCAAAAUGUUUCAGGAAGAGGAAUAUGUUGAAGCUGUCAAAAAGUUUUUAGAUGAAGUGUCAUCUAGUGAAAGUAAAGAGCCAAAUAUCAUGAGUGAGCCAGUACAUCUGAAAGAAGGGGAAAUGUAUAAAAGAGCACAAGGAAGAACUCGGAUCGGGAAAAAGAAUUUCAAGAAGCGUUGGUUCUGCCUUACAAGUAGAGAGUUGACUUAUCAUAAGCAGCAAGAUAAAGAAGCCAUUUAUGCCAUUCCAGUCAAAAACAUUCUUGCAGUGGAAAAACUUGAAGAGAGUGCUUUUAAUAAGAAAAAUAUGUUUCAAGUUAUACAUGUUGAAAAGCCACUCUAUGUGCAGGCAAAUAAUUGUGUGGAGGCUAGUGAGUGGAUUGAAGCUCUCUGUAGAGUGAGCAGGUGCAACCAAAAGAGACUGAAUGUUUAUCAUCCGUCUGCUUUUCUGAACGGGAACUGGCUUUGCUGUAAGGCCACAUCAGAGCAUUCUGUGGGUUGUACACCUUGUACAGCAGGUGUACCUGCUGAAAUUCAACUAGAAAUUGAUGGAGACCGAGAAACUGAGAGAAUCUACUCUCUUUUUGCUAUAAAUAUGACAAAGCUGCAAAAGAUGGAAGAGGCUUGUGGAAGUAUAGCAGUCUAUCAAGGGCCACGGAAGGAACCAGAUGACUACUCUAACUUCAAAAUUGAAGACUCCGUAGCAACGUUUCAAACUCUUCAACAAAUAAUAUCAGUUGUAGAAGAAUUGAAUGAACAUCAUGACAGAUAUCGGAAGAAAAGAUCAUGUAAUGCUAAAUAUGGUAGCGAAGAAAAUCCGAUUGUGGGGAAAAUUUCCUAAUCUGCAACAGAGAUGGACUUUGAAGGAACUGAAGCAGUUUUGUUUGGUUCUGUGCUGAUUCAGAAUAUUCAAAAAUGUGCCCUACAUGGAAAUUAAUUCUAUUUAAUAUUUAAAAGGAGAAAAGACCUGCUGGGGAAUCUGAUUUUUAAUUUUUUAAAACUUUAUUUUAUUAUUUUGUGGAACUGGAAGAAUCAUGUCUAUAUUGGUUAGAGAACUUUGAAAGUUCCAGAAGAUGCAAGAGAGCAAAGCUUCUAGAACCGGAAGGUACAUCAAGGAAUAAGCUUUCCAAGGGAGGAAUAUAUCUACCGCUGCAGAAGGGAUUUUUUUGUCUGCCAAGAUAAUCAUUAUUUUUGUAUAUCAAUCAUCAGUACUUGUUUUGUGGACAGUGAUUUUUGGCAAAAGAAAUCUCAACAGGUGGCAUAGAGAUUUGAAGCUUUACAUUCAUUGCACAGCCACUUUUAUUGUUCUUUUUUAAUAUACAAUAGAUUGUUGUUUUUUUAAGAAAAGUGGAGGUACUUGUUAAAUGUGCAUUGUCAAUUAGUGAUAACAUUAUUUAAGUGAUGUUACUGAAGCAGGACAAAUCAGGGAGACUAUUCAUCUUGUUUACAGUUGGAGCGAGUAGUGAAAGGAGUGACAUGGGACCACUGCCUGUUAUUUGUCUUCUUAAACAACCUAUUUUUAAUAAUGUCCUUUACCAUUAUUAAAUGGCUGUUUCAGAAGUACAAAUAUUUCAUGCAGUUAGGGAAAUAUUCAGUUUAUACCUACCAACAACAAAAAAUACAAACAAAUAGGAAUUAUACACUGGAUGUCAUAUCCAAUUAUAACAAGUUUUUAAUUAUCACUCCAAGCACUUUAGAUAUCUGGAUAGUCCCAGAUUAUAAUUCUAGAUACUUUGUAGUAUCUAAACAUUAUGAUCAGUUGAAUGAUCACUAUUGUGGCUUAAGACAAUGCUUUUGUGAACAUUUUUAUAUCUAGUUUUUUACUUGCCAGAUGAUGUUUUGGAGCUAGCCUUGCCUUUAGAAACUCUUUAUCUUGCCUUUUUGACAUUUUUCUAAUGAUGAUGGAUUCAUAACUGUCUGUAUGUAAUGAAAGGAAACAAUUUAUCACUUGGGAGAAGAAAGGGAUAAGCUUCGUUUGAUCAGUAUUAUUGGAUGUGGUACUAAAAAAAAACCUCAUCUUGGGAGCAGUUUGGCGAGCACUAUAAAAAUUGAUAUAUUUCAUCAUUCCUGUUUAGUUUUUAAGAAUUCUGUUUUUAUUAUUUGCCACAAUUGUAGAUAAAUUGAUUAAUUCUUCAGUAGAAAUUUGAAAUGAAAUUUGGAAGAUACUAUCUGCUUGAAUUACUACUUUAACUGCUAAUAGUAUGGCAUUGGCUAAGAAAAAGCAAGAAACUCUUAUCAUGUUUUCUGUACAACCAUAAAAAGAAAUGCACCAAGCUACUAACCAUGCCUUAACUUUAAAUGCUUUUGAUACUUCCAUGAGUUUUGAAUUUGGGUUGCUACAAGACAUGCUGAAAGAGGAGAUUUUGGCCAAGGAGCACAUUCCUUUGGAUGUAUGGCCUUAGCUGCAGUUUUGUGAUUCAUUGGUUUUGAGCAGUGUUGUGAAUGGCACAGGUUGUAUAAUAACAUUUGAGAUAUAAACAAGUUGAAGAAACUGCAACGGGAUUAUAAUUCAUAAACCCUAUUACUUUUAUCCGACUUUAUUUCAAAAAAUUUAAAAAUACGCUUAAUACCGGCACAUUCUGUACUCAGUCCCCUAAAUUCCCUUAAUGUGUUCAUAAAUAGUAGUGGAAGCUGAGCCAGCCUGAGAACUGCCCUAAUAAAUUGCUUUCCAUUUAUAGAGAGAAGGGAAGGGAAGGGCACAGAAAUACAGUCCCUGAUCUUCCCUGGCUAGUGUGAGCUGCAGGGCUAAAUAUAUCAUUUAAAAUGGUACUUGUCGAUUUCUUAUGUUGUAUUAGGGGAAUCUUGCAUUUCAGUAACAAAGAUUUUAAAAAUGGUUCCCAAAUGUUUGCAUUACAUUCUGUAAUUCAGAGUCUGCACCAUCUUCAUGAAGUAGCAAAUUGUUGCCUUGUUUGUGACAUAAUGCCGAACGCUAUUUGCACAUGAAUGGAAAAUGCCAUAUUUUCUGUUUUGCAUCAUCAUUUUUAUAGCCUUGCUCUCAUUAUUAUUAUUAUACUCAUUAAUUGCAUAUAAAUUAAACUAUAAAAUCUGAAGUAGUGAAAUGUCUCUACAUGUGGAGGCUAACAAUCCAAUUUGAAAUCAUGGAAGAUUGAGAUCCUAAAACAUGUAGGGAACAUCCUCGGAAAGACAAGGUUCCCUAGUUCAGCUGAAUUUCUGCCAGUGUGUCUAUAAAGGUGGACAGUUACAGCUGAAGACACACUCAGCUCCUUAGUACUUACUUGCUUCUCCUCCUCACAAAGGUCCCUGCUAAAUAAUUUCAUAACUGUUAUAAGACUAGUGAAAAUAUACUUAGGUAGCCAUGCAUUGUGAUAUACAUGUUGAGAUGUGCUAGACCUUGUGGAAAAAAUGAAGGAGUGUAAUUUUUGGGCUUCUGAUUGCAUUAUAUUGGGGAUAACUUGUGGAGAUACUUCAUUCAUUGGAGUUACAAAUAAUUGCAUCCCCUUGACAAAUUCAUCUGUAUCUGUUUAGAAGCAUGUUUUUGUUUUGUUUUUUGCAUGCCAUCCCUCCCUCUUGUGUGUGGAAGACGUUAUUUUGGUUACAAACAUACCUUAAAGAAUUCAUUUCACUGUUUACUUGAUGUACGUGGGUAUCAUCUAAGAUUUUCAGUAUACAAGUACUCAACACUGUUGAUACCUUAAAUUAUGAUUUGCUUUGCAUAAUUAUUGCAUCUUUCUUUCUGUUUUAGCAUUUGACGAAGUGGGCUUUCCCCAUAAUACAUUAAUACUACAGAAAUAUGUUCCUUUUUAAAAUGCUGCAGGAUAUUUUCUGUAUACAUUGUAGCUGUACAAGUAACAAUAUGUCACACUUAUUGAGGGACAAAAUUUUUCAGAUAAUAGUGCUUAGAAGUUAUAGAUUUAUAUUAGAUUGUGUAACACUGAGAAAACGGGGAUCAUUUCUUAAUCAGUUCAGUCACUGCAUCACCGUCAUGAAGUAAUACAUUCCUACCCUAUUCAUUAAAUGAUGGUGUUUAGAACUCUCCACAACUUCAUGUCUAGAAAUGAGUUUAUUGUAGUGUUUGAAAGUCCUUUUCACCCUCUCAUUGACCAUAUAUGAAUUGCAGCAUUCCUUACACUGUUUGCAUAGUGAGGUUUGGAUCCAUCUCCAAUUCAUUCAUCCUCUACCUGCAUACUAUCCCAUUGGUGUUUUACAAGAUCUCUACACAAGAGGGGCACAUUGACUUUCUGUUGUGAGUGGGCACUGUGUGUGACAUCCAGGAGAAGCAGUAUACUGAGCUGGGAGAAAGGGGUCGUAAGAACCAUAUUCAUUCUGAGGUAUACAGUAACCUUAAAUUCCUUAUUUAGCUUAUGAAAUAUCAGUGUUCUGCAAAUAUUAAAUAGAUUUUUUGACAAAUAAAUGUUUCAGAAUAUUAAAUAAUUCCCUUAGUAAACCAUGUUUACUAAGGGAAUUUUUAAUCCAAGUUAAUGGAAUUUUUAAUCCAUCAAAUUUGACCAUCCUUGAAAACUAUUAUUGUGAAAAAUAAUGCACUUUGAGAAGUUAAGGUACCGUAUUGUGUAGAUUGAUAGCUAGGAGCAAGAGGGGAAGUUCAAAUUCCAUCACUUCAGUAUCAGUACUGUUUGGUUCAUUGCCAUGUGCCAGGCAUAUUUCUAGCUUUACCUGUUCAGUUGUUUUUGGAAAUAAUACAGUUCAAGUGGAUUAGUAUGCAUAAUAGUAUGCCUUCGAUAAUACAGUUUGUCCAAUGUUUGAAAGAGGUUUUAUACUGAUUGGUUUUGAAAUAAAGUUUGCUUGACAAUUAGCUUUGUACAAUUAGCCCCAUGUAAGCCACCCCGAGUCCCUUUGGGGAGAUGGGGCGGGGUAUAAGAAUAAAGUUGUUAUUAUUAUUAUUAUCAUCAUCAUUAUUAUUGCUUUGGUUGACCUAAUGCAUUUUACAAUGUAUUUUUUAUUUGCUAGGUUGAUACAUUGAAUGUAUUUUAUUUAAAGUUUAUUUUAUUAAAAGAAGUAUUAAAGUUCA